CAGCUCGAUCGAGCACUUCACUCUACUGUCAUAUCUUCCUGUCCUUCGGCCUUCCCGCGUCGAUCAGUUAGAAGCAGCAAGAAAGUAAAAUGGAGUCCCAGAACAAGGAGGUCGAUGCCCUGGUCCAGAAGAUCACCGGGCUCCACGCCGCCAUCUCCAAGCUUCCGUCGCUCAGCCCGUGCCCUGACGUGAACGCGCUCUUCACCGACUUGGUCACGGCGUGCGUCCCCCCGAGCCCCGUGGACGUGACCAAGCUUGGCCCGGAAGCGCAGAAGAUGCGGGAGGGCCUCAUCCGCCUCUGCUCCGAAGCCGAGGGAAAACUGGAGGCUCACUACUCCGACAUGCUCGCCGCCUUCGACAACCCGCUCGACCACCUAGGCAUGUUCCCCUACUACAGCAACUACAUCAACCUCAGCAAGCUCGAGUACGAGCUCCUGGCGCGCUACGUGCCCGGUGGCAUCGCGCCGGCCCGCGUGGCCUUCAUCGGGUCCGGCCCUCUGCCGUUCAGCUCCUUCGUCCUCGCCGCGCGCCACCUGCCCGACACGAUGUUCGACAACUACGACCUGUGCGGCGCGGCCAACGAACGCGCCAGCAAGCUGUUCCGCGCGGACAAGGACCUGGGCGCCCGCAUGUCGUUCCACACGGCGGACGUCGCCGAUCUCGCCGGCGAGCUCGCCGCGUACGACGUCGUCUUCCUGGCCGCGCUCGUGGGCAUGGCCGCCGAGGAGAAGGCCAAGGUGAUCGCCCACCUUGGCGCGCACAUGGCGGACGGGGCGGCACUCGUCGUGCGCAGUGCGCACGGGGCGCGCGGGUUCCUGUACCCGAUCGUCGACCCGGAGGACAUCGGUCGAGGUGGGUUCGAGGUGCUGGCAGUGUGCAACCCUGACGACGACGUGGUUAACUCCGUCAUCAUCGCGCGCAAGUCCGACAGCGUGCAUGCCGAUGGGCUCCAGAACGGGCGUGGACAGUACGCGCGCGGCACGGCGCCGGUGGUCAGCCCGCCAUGCAGGUUUGGCGAGAUGGUGGGGGACAAGAGGGACGAGUUUGCCAACGCGGAAGUGGCAUUUUGAUGCGACGGAACAAAUGGAUAUGCCUGGUCAUUACUCGUUACCGAUACGUCGCCGCUUGAUCGCUUGCAAAUCGUACGUGGUAUUUUUUUUCUCUCUAAUACUUGUGUGCUUCUAGUCAUGCGUAGUUUGUACCCAAUAAUUCUGUUCAGUACACCACAUAUAUCUAUGUACACCUCACCCUGGGAGGCUGGGAGGCAGAUUGUAGAGAACAGAUGUGCGAAGGAAUAAUAUUUUGUCCCUAAGUAUAUGUUGAAAAGAAUGGGCAUAAAGGAUAAUUUCAGCACCAUUUGUGUGCUAACUA
Lolium perenne is the source of this 1371-nucleotide messenger RNA. RefSeq names its product probable nicotianamine synthase 2. Lineage: Eukaryota; Viridiplantae; Streptophyta; Magnoliopsida; Poales; Poaceae. Gene Ontology annotation, molecular function: nicotianamine synthase activity. The record is from RefSeq and is a predicted model, not a curated record. Gene Ontology annotation, biological process: nicotianamine biosynthetic process.